This is a messenger RNA of Aaosphaeria arxii CBS 175.79, 2309 nucleotides long. RefSeq names its product HET-domain-containing protein. Lineage: Eukaryota; Fungi; Ascomycota; Dothideomycetes; Pleosporales. The transcript is spliced from 2 exons. The record is from RefSeq and is a predicted model, not a curated record. Bases 205 to 2295 code for a protein of 696 amino acids.
AACACAAUCUCCCACCGGCGCCACAAACUCUCAAUCUCUUCCAAUUCUCCAUAUUGGUUUCUUAGCUGUCACCUCACAAAACUUCCAACGCUUACUCCCGUGUACCCGCUCGCUUAAUAUUACACCUUCCUCUUUACACCUGCUAUACGGGAUACUCCUAAGUACCUAACCCAUCCCCGCGCCUUGCCAGGGCUGAACACUACAAUGGGUCUCUGCAGCGUCUGCGAGACGAUCGAAUUCGAGCAUGUCCCUGCACUACCAAAGCACUUAGAUGCCGGGUACUCAUCCCCGUGGAAAGGCCUCAUCCGCCUGUCGUCGAACCUGUAUUUCGCCAAAGCGCGUAAGAAUGGAGAAGCGACGGAAGGCGAAGAGGAGCUGAAGAAGGAGGCAAUUACCCAACCACUAGGCGUCCCGUUCCAUAAAUCGUUUGACGAGCUCGGGGUGGCAGCCGAGCAUUGCUCAAUAUGCUCGCUCGUCCGCCGGGGCGUGGCGGAUUGUUUAGCCGCGCUUGAAGAGGCGCAGAAAGAUAGUAUAUAUAAUUAUUACAAGAGGCGGAAGCAAUCCAGCGAUCCAGAGGGGCCCAUGUGGCUAGCGAGGAGACCGGAUGGGAGCGAUGGGUUUAUUGUUAUUUGUGCUGAUGGUGACUACAAUGCGUGGCUGCUGGCUGGUAUAGCGUUCUGCGUAGAAGAAGAUGAUCCAUUAAGCAAGUCUCUUCCCGGACGCAUCAUUCAGAAAGACUCGAGGUCCGAGAAGUCUGUGGCCAGAACGCUGGAUUGGGUCUCCGAAUGCAACGACCACCACACUUCGCCCAGAUGCUCGUUUGGGGACGAAGAACUCCCCAAGCGGGUCCUCGAUCUAGGGUUAAACACAUCGUCGGAUAGCAUUAAGCUUUUUGAGACGAAUGGCGAAGUGGGAAAGUACACUGCAUUGAGCCAUAUGUGGGGCCAGCAUCGUCACUUCAUCACCACAAAGGCUUCCAUCCACGCACACAAACAAAAUAUAUCCAUAAGUGACCUGCCCGCAACCUUCCAGGACGCAGUAAACUUCACCCGUAGGCUGGGCGUCCGCUAUCUAUGGAUCGACAGCAUUUGCAUAUGCCAGGAUGACGGACCCGAUUGGGAGAGGGAGAGUGCUCGGAUGGCGCAGAUCUACACCAACGCAUACCUCGUCCUUGCCGCGACUGGAUCCUCAAGUGACUCGGCUGGUUUCUUCAUCGAACGUUCUCCUCCUGAAUAUACAAAUUUCGAGUACACCUGGAAUGGAACGAAGGGUACGAUCUACGCAAGCUUGACAAGCAGUGAUGAUUCCGCAAGCGAGCACUCCGGUGAAUCUAUCGACAAUGAUCCACUUUCCAAGCGCGGUUGGGCACUGCAAGAAAGGUUCCUCGCUCGCAGGACUUUGCACUCCGGCAGCAAGCAGUUCGCCUUCGAAUGUUCCCAACAGUACAAGAGCGAAGACGGCUUCCGAGGCAAAUCACGCUUCAACGAGUUGGCCGCAAAGGACGAAGACGAAUCCGAGUCCACCUACCGGGGCCCGACGAAAUGGCAUAACCUCUUGAACGACUACUACCCCAGGAAGCUGACCAAGGAGUCCGACAAACUGCCCGCCAUCUCCGGCAUCGUGCGGGCCUUCAGCCAGAAAUACAACGACGAGUACGUCGCCGGGCUCUGGCGAUCCAACCUCAUGGAGGGCCUACUAUGGCAAGCCAUGGGCGCAAGCACAGGCAACACUUCCAGGCCGACAGAGUAUCGAGCCCCGUCAUGGUCGUGGGCAUCCAUGGAUGGACCCUUCGGGAACUUGGGCGUCGGACGGGAUUUCCUCGACCCAACGGCCCGCUGGAUCGACGUCGCGGAGAUCGGAGACUGCCACGUCGAGCUCAAGGGCGAGAAUCCGUACGGCGAGGUCACGGACGGGUACAUCACCAUCACGGCGCCGCUGGAGCGACUGGAAGCCAGCGGGGAAAAGGAACGGGAUUGGGAGACGGUGCCUCACAAGCGGGCGUUCAGGGCGAAGACGAAGAACGGUCUCCCGUUUGGUGCGUACUGUAUGUUCGAUACGAUUGACGAUGAUGCCGCCGCGAAGCUGGAGCUCUUCGCGCUCAUCCUGGUGCGGAGAAUGACGGUCAAGGACGAGCCUGACGAUCGAACGUACCAGGCGAUUCUUAUCACGCCGGUUGAGGGAGAAGAAGAAGGCGUGUACAGGCGAGUUGGGAAAUGGCUUCCCAGUUAUGAGGAUUUGGGGGAGUGCGACUGGAUGGAGGACAAGACCAAACGCACGACUGUAAAACUGAUUUGACGUCUUUCAAACCA